Molecule: messenger RNA, 1317 nt
Organism: Eleginops maclovinus (Patagonian blennie)
Lineage: Eukaryota; Metazoa; Chordata; Actinopteri; Perciformes; Eleginopidae
Product: cornifelin homolog B-like
Exons: 4
Coding region: 134-577 (147 amino acids)
Source: RefSeq, a predicted model, not a curated record
GGCUUACUUGCCCAAUGCACGAGGUGUCACUCCUCAUUCAAGGCAUAUUCUUCCCCUGCAGUUGGACCUGACAAAAACUCUUUCAGCUUAAUCAGGUACAUUUCUAUCCAGCUGUGGUGAAGUUACAGAGCCAAUGGCACACCCUUUGACAGACUGGAACACGGGCCUCUUUGACUGCUGUGAGGACACCAGCACCUGUUGCUAUGGUUUCUGGUGCUGCCCUUGUCUUGCCUGCACAGUUUCAGGGAAAUUUGGAGAGAACCGUUGUCUUCCAUUAUGUGACAUGCUCAGCCCCGCUAUAACAGCAGCCUGCGGCCUGCCUCUGUGUGUGCCUCCUGCAGCCCUGGCUCUACGGGUUGGCAUUCGACACAGAUAUGGUAUCAAGGGUUCCCUUUGUAAGGACAUCGCCAGUUCCUGUUUCUGUGAGUGGUGCUCCUGGUGUCAGAUGCAGCGUGAGUUAAAGUUUCGCAAGAAAAACACGGUGGUCGUUGUCAACAUGCAGCCUCCACCAAUCAUGAAUGUUCCUGGAUACCAACCUUCUGCUGGUUUCAUGGCUCAACCAGGAGUUAGAUACUGAGCCUUGCAACUUCUCAUUGGUCUGCUCUGUCUUAUGAAAGAUUUUGGAUUUAGUUCAGAUUAUCGGUGGUGUUGUGGUCCUUUAGUGUAAAAACUGAUUAUUUUUGGCUAUAGGUUUGGGAGACAGUGCUUGUUUGUACCUUGUUUUAUUUUGUUUAUUGUAAUCAUUUUGAAACAUGUCUCCUUGGCAUUAACGUCUGCAGGUUCAAUUUCAGUCCCAAACUGCCAGAAUAAUGAUAAUCAUGCCAAGGUGAAAGUUGGUAGAUAUGACCAGUCACUUUUUAAAGACUAAGGAAAGCGUUGUAAAUGUCUCAAGAUGAUGGAUCGGGAGAACUCUUGAAAAUAAACCUUCAAAUGAGAAAAGGGGCAUUGAAGAAGAGGUCUUCAAAUUGUUUGCUGAACAUUUCCAAAAUACUUACUUUUCUUUGUCUCUCAGGUUUUAAAUGUAAAUGUAUGUUGGAGGAAAAUGUGUAAUUAACGUGCAUGACUUUGUCUAAUGAAGUUUACCCAAUGGAUGUUUGAAGGAUAUUUAUACCAAAGUGGAUUUCUCUAACUAUGGGUGUGAAUUACUAUUUUUGAUCUACACGCAGCAUUAAUUCCAUAAAAGUUACAAAAAGUGUUUUCUAGAAAAAGGAUUCUUUAGUUAUUCAAUCUUAACAUGAUUCUUUCCAUUUACCAGUUACCAUGUAAUAAUGUGUUGACUGAGUUUUUGACCAUAAUAAUAAAUAAUACAAAACUGAC